Molecule: messenger RNA, 1479 nt
Organism: Vigna radiata var. radiata (mung bean)
Lineage: Eukaryota; Viridiplantae; Streptophyta; Magnoliopsida; Fabales; Fabaceae
Product: loricrin-like
Exons: 3
Coding region: 1-1479 (492 amino acids)
Source: RefSeq, a predicted model, not a curated record
AUGGUGGUGUUUAUGGUGGUGGUGGUUGUGGUGGUGGUGGUGGUGGUGGUACAGGUGGUGGCGUUGAUGGUGGUGGCGGCGGGUGUGGUGUUAGGGGUGGUGGUUGUCAUGGUGGUGGUGGUGGUGGUGUUAGUGGUGGUGGUGGGGGGGGGCUUUGGUGAUAUUGAUGGUGGUGCCGGCGGAGGUGGCUUUGGUGAUAUUGAUGGUGGUGCCGGCGGUUGUGGCGGUGGGGUGGUUGGUUGUGGUGGUGAUGGUGUCGGUGAUUGUGGUGGCAAUGGUGGUGAUGGUGGUGGUUGUGGUGGUUAUGGUGCUGGUGGUAAUGGUGGCGGUGAUGGUGGUGGCAGUGGUGGGGAUGGUGGUCGUGGUUGUCGUGGAUGUCGUUGUGCUGUUAGGGGUGGUGGUGGUGGUGCUAGUGGUAGCAACGACGGUGGUGGUGGUGGUGGUUGUGGUGGUGGUGACGGUGGGUGUGGUGGUGAUGGUGGUGGCGGUGGUGCGGGUGGUGGUUGUGGUAGUAGUGGUAGUGGUCGUGGUGGUGUUAAGGGUGGUGGUGGUAGUUGUAGUAGUGGUAGUGUCGGUGGUGGUGGCAGUGGUGGUGGUGGUUGUGGUUGUGGUGGUUGUGCUCCUGGUUGUGGUUGUGGUGGUUGUGGUGAUGGUGGUCGUGGUGGUGUUAGUGGUGGUGGUGGUCGUAGUGGUGAUGGUUGUGGUGGCGGUGGUGGUGGUAGUGGCAAUGGCGGUGGUGCUUGUGGUGGUGUUAGUGGUGGUGGUGGUGUUGAUGGUGGUGGCGGGGGCGGUGGUUACAGUGGCGGCGACAAUGAUGGUGGUGNUGGUUGUGGUGGUGGUGGUGGUAUCAGUGCUGGUGGCGGCGACGGUGCCAGCGGUUGUAUUGGUGGUGGCGGCGGUGGUGGUGGUGGUUGUGGAGCGGCGGCGGCGGCUGUUGUGGUGGUUGUGAUGGUAGUGGUGGUAUCGAUGGAUGUGGCAGCAGCGGUGCCAGGUGUUGUUUUGGUGGUGGUCGCGGCUGCGGUGGUCGUGGUGGUGGUUUUCGUGGUAGCGGCGGCAGUGGUGGUUGUUGUGGUGGUGGCGGCAACAGUGGUGAUGGUCAUCGUGGUGGUGGUGGUUUUGGUGUUUGUGCUGGAGGUGGUGGUCGUGGUCGUGGUGGUGACAGUGGUCGUGGUUGGUUAUGGUGGUGGUGGCAUCUGUGGCGGUGGUGGGGUCGGUGGCAGUGGUUAUGGUGGCGGUGGUGGUGGUGGUGGCGAUUGUGCUGGUUGUGCUUGUUGUGGUGGUGGCGGUUCUGGUGGGAGUGAUGGAUGCAGUGGUGACAAUAAUGGUGGUUGUUGUAGUGGUGGUGGUGAUGGUGUUAGUGGUGAUGCGGGUGGUGUUGAUGAUGGCGGCGGCAACUGUGGUGGUUGUUGUGGUGGUGGUGAUGGUGGUCAUGGGGGAGGCGGCGGUGGCGGCAGUGGUGUUAGAAGUUGUGGCAGUUGA